This is a messenger RNA of Aspergillus calidoustus, 312 nucleotides long. The record is from the annotation of a GenBank genome assembly. NCBI's taxonomy places the organism in Eukaryota, Fungi, Ascomycota, Eurotiomycetes, Eurotiales, Aspergillaceae.
AUGUUCUGUCCAUGCGCCAAAUCCUACUUUGUGGUCGAAGGCCUGCAAACAGAGCAACCCCGCCUUGUCCGUUCGAGACUUGAACGGUCCCCAACCUCGAAUGCCCGUGCUCCCCUUCCAAUGCAGAUUCGACCGCAUUCGUCGAGGGAAUCUAGCAGUGAUAACGUGGGACAGAGAGAAAGCGGACAAGGACAGGGGCAGGGUUACGGGAACGGGUACGGGCCAGGUAAAGUGCCCGCUAUCUUGAUUACUCCAAUUCCAGAGGAGGCAGAGUUGGCUCAUAUGGAAAGCAAGGCCCAGGAUCACAAGUGA